Molecule: messenger RNA, 3781 nt
Organism: Condylostylus longicornis
Lineage: Eukaryota; Metazoa; Arthropoda; Insecta; Diptera; Dolichopodidae
Gene: tst
Product: SKI2 subunit of superkiller complex protein
Exons: 4
Coding region: 55-3597 (1180 amino acids)
Biological process (GO): nuclear-transcribed mRNA catabolic process, 3'-5' exonucleolytic nonsense-mediated decay
Cellular component (GO): Ski complex
Molecular function (GO): RNA binding; ATP binding; RNA helicase activity
Source: RefSeq, a predicted model, not a curated record
ACGAGAUGUGUUGAAGUGUAGGGUUAUUAUUUAUUAUUCUAAUCUACAUUUAAAAUGAAUCCUUUCAUCGAAGAUCAAAAGAAACGUCUCCGUAACUACAUUACCUUACCCGAUGUAUUCUUGAAGCAAUCCGAUUUGGAAAUUAUUUCUAGGACACCAAAUCAAAAUUUACUACUGAACGUAACAAAAAGUCCGGCAAGCUCUACUUUAAAAGCAAAAAGAAAUUAUUUAACAGGAGAAAUAACUGAUUUUGUUGAAAAAGUCAUAAGCCAUGCAGAUGCCAAUGCGAAAAAUUCGAUGUCUUUCAAGAGAGCUCCUAAUCCUGAAGAAACUAUUAGAGGAAACCCAAUGAAUUUUCCAUUUUGGCCUGGUGGUUUUGAUGAACCAUUAACGGAUCCCGACACAAUUUGUGGAAAUGACGUUGAUUUUGAUGAGAAACCUAGACUAGUUACUCCGCCUGGAUUUAUCAAUGGUUACACAUUUGAAAAUGACACACCAUUAGAUAAUAGAGAAGAAAAUAAGGUAGAUCUUCUAGAAGCUUUAGAAAAAUGGAGGGACUCUAUUGAUGAAUGGAUGGAUUCCAUUGAAGAUAACGAUAAUGUAGAAAACAGAAAAAAUGAAGAAUCGGUAGUAUUUCAUACAACGCAAGAAGAUGAGCACCUACUAGAGACGGUAGAAUCUAGUCCAGUUCUUCCAAUUUCGCAAUAUUCCAGGGAAAAACUGUUUUCCAGUGAAUGGGCAGAAAUAAUAGAUACUAGUAAACCAGUUACAAAUUUCAAAGAAAAGAUUUAUGACAUGGCUAAAACAUUCGAUUUUGAAUUAGAUAAUUUUCAAAAACAAGCUAUUAUAAAGUUGGAGGAGCAUGAAUAUGUUUUUGUUGCAGCUCACACUUCUGCUGGAAAAACUGCUAUUGCUGAGUAUGCCAUAGCUCUUUCUUUGAAACAUGGCACCAAAGUUAUAUAUACGUCCCCCAUCAAAGCACUGUCAAAUCAAAAAUAUCGCGAGUUUCGCGAAAAUUUUAAAGAUGUUGGUUUGCUGACAGGUGAUUGGCAAAUUGAACCCAAAGCAUCUUGCCUUAUCAUGACGACAGAAAUCCUGCGUUCAAUGUUAUUCAAUGGAACUGAAACUACGCGAGAUAUAGAAUAUGUUAUUUUUGAUGAAAUUCAUUACAUUAAUGACCCAGAUCGGGGGCACGUUUGGGAAGAGGUGAUAAUGUUACUACCAGAAAAUGUAAAUAUAAUUAUGUUAAGUGCAACUGUUUCAAAUUUCAUAGAAUUGGCCGAGUGGGUUGGAAUGACUAAAAAAAGGAAAGUUUAUGUUAUAACCACUUUAAAGCGUCCAAUUGCUUUAGAACAUUAUUUGUAUUUAGAUAGUGGAGGAAAAAAAAAAGAAAAUAUGCAUUUGAUAGUUGAUUCAGAUAAUAGAUUUCGGGUAGAAACCUUUAGAGAAUUAAAAGCCGAGUUUGAAAAAAAAAAUUCGAAAAAUUGGUCACAGUGGGAUAACCUUAUAAAUCAUUUGCAGAAGAAAAAUAUGCUACCAGUAAUUGUUUUUACAUUAUCAAGAAAUCGUUGCGAUUUCAAUGCUCUUGCAUUACGUAGUAAGGAUUUAAAUACCGCAAAAGAAAAAUCUGCAGUUCACAAUUAUUUUCAAAAAUAUUGUAUGUCAAAAUUGAAACCAGAAGAUCGCAAUUUAUCUCAAGUUAACUUAAUCAAAACGUCAUUGGAACGCGGGAUUGGUAUUCAUCAUAGCGGCAUUUUACCAAUAUUAAAAGAAAUUGUCGAAAUGGCUUUUCAGGAGGGUUGGGUUAAAGUAUUAUUUGCUACAGAAACAUUUGCAAUGGGAGUUAAUAUGCCGGCUAAAUCAGUGGUAUUUGAUUCUUUCAAAAAACAUGAUGGGCAAGAACUAAGAUUUUUGAAGCCGUCUGAGUACACACAAAUGGCAGGAAGAGCGGGCCGACGAAGAAAUGAGGUUGGGACUGUCAUAUUAGUAUGCAAACAACAGUUACCUUCAGAAAUUGAAUUACAGCGAAUGAUCUUAGGGAAAGCCGAUUCAUUGUCCUCUAAGUUUAGAUUGCGUUAUGCAGCUAUUCUUAGAUGUUUAUGUGUGGAUAACAUACAAGUGGAAGACUUAAUGAAGCACUGUUUUAAAGAAUUCAAAUAUAAAAAACAAUUAGUUACUAUUACUGAGUUGUUAAAAGCAAAAGAAGAAGAACUCUCUAAAAUAAAGAACUUGGAUAACAGUUUGCAACCACUUGAGAGCUUUUUUGACUGUGCUCGCAGGUUUUUGGAAAUAAGAGAAAAGUUUAUGAAAAAAUUAUUAAGUUCUCCAAACUACUUGAAAGAAAUUAAAACUGGCAGAGUAAUUAUCAUUUCGUUUGAAAAUCAUUACAAUAAAUUAGCGAUAGUCUUAAGUUUAAAGAUAACUGGGUCUGAUAAUUUGAAAAACACUAUAAAAGUUCUUAUAUUAGAUAAUCAAGAAAUUGAAAAUCAAGAAACAACUGGAAACGAACUUUGGCAUAAAAUGAUUUCUUUGACAAAAGAAAUGCAAUUUUUUCGACCCGUAGGAGCUGGGGGCCACAGAAUUCUAGAAAUUAAAUUUGAACACGUAACAGAUAUAACGAAAAGUCUAAUAAAAGUCGAGCCUGAUUUAAUAAUUAAAAAUUGGGAGCAACGACAAAUUGAGCGUUUUAAAGAUUCACCUCCAGGCCAGUCAGUGCUUAAAGCUGUAACUGAAUUAAAUCAAUUGAAUGAAAGUUAUAUAUCAAAUCCAAAUUCUUUGCAAACUAUGGACUUGAAAAAAGGAUUUAGUUUGAAUAUUGAGGAAGAAGACGAAUAUUUGUGGAGAGAAUUUAAUACAUCAAAGAAGAACUUGCGUGAAAUUUUACCUUACACGAGCAUUGCAAAUUUCAAAUCUGAUUUUAAAACUGUGUUCGAAAAAAAAAAUCUUGAAAUGGAGGUGGAUGAACUAAAGUUUCGCAGUUCUCCAAAAAGUUUGACUCUAUAUGAUGAUUACAGUUAUAAAUUAAAGGUAUUGAAAGAGCUUGGUUAUGUUGAUAAGAAUGAAAAAGUACUUCUGAAAGGAAAAAUAGCAUGUGAAAUGGGUCAAAAUGAGCUUUUUGUAAUGGAAUUAAUAUAUUCAAAUAGUUUUGAGGAUUUAGAACCAGCUGAGAUUGCCGCCCUACUAUCUGGACUUGUUUUUCAAGCUAAAACCAACACGGAAUAUAAAAUAAAUGAAAAACUCAAAGAGGGUAAAAAGCGUUUUGAAGAAAUCAACAAACGUAUUGAAGAUGCAGAGAGAAAUAACGGCGUUAAUUCAGGACCAGAAAAUCGGCUGAAUUUUGGAUUAAUUGAAGUAGUAUAUGAAUGGGCAAGAAAUAAGCCAUUUUCGGAGAUCACUGAACUUACUGAUAUUCAGGAGGGAAUCAUAGUACGAUGUAUUCAGCAGCUAAAUGAAACUAUUCAGGAUGUGAAAACUGCAGCUUCGCGAAUUAGUCACACGACGAAUUCUAUUUUGAAGCAAAAAAUGGAAGAAGCUUUGGUAGCAAUUAAACGUGAUAUUGUUUUUGCAGAAAGUCUGUAUACUUCAAAUACAAAAUGAUUAUUUAAAAAAAAAUUUCAUAUUUUAAUAUGAACUAUGUGCAUUAACAUAAGCACCAAUAAAUAUAAUAUUUUAUACAUAUACAUAUAAAUCUAAAUUGCUUAAGUCUCUUUAUUUAUAUCUAAAAUUUAAUUUAUACAAAUAUGGUUCUUUUUCUUAUAAAAAAAUUGAAGUACACAAAUAA